CCGAUUUUGAUAAAAAUAAAUAUUAAUGAAGCGACAAUCCCGAAAGACGCCUACUUUGAUGAAAAUUUGUAUAACAGUGUUGUUUUUGUGGCAAAUAGAACAAACUAACUUGAUUGCUGAAUUGGUCAACAUAAAACAUAUAUAAAAAGGAGUUCAACAAACAAAUAGCGAACAGCAGAAAGGACUUUACAGAAAAAGAGAAACAGCAGGGGAGAAAGGGCAGAUGCAAGGGAAGUCGGAUCAAGCUAAAUUUGUACGUUCAACAUUAAGACUUAUCAAAGGUACUCAUUACCAAACUCUAAUGCAGCCUCGAUAUGCCAUCAAACUUUUCCUUUGUGCAUACAUGUGUCAAAUAUGUACUGCACACCAAUGUGGUAAUAACCCAAUGAUGGUGGCAAAACAGAAAUUUGAAUUACAUGGACUGGACUUUGAAAAUGAAGUUAAACAUUUACCUUCCGACCACAAAAAAUAUCUAACAUCAGAAUGGAAAAAAUAUCUUGAGUGCAUAAGCAGUGUGGAAACAGGAUACUUUAAACGUAAACGCAAUUAUGAUGAUUUGCCAGAAUCGUUCGAGUCGUUGCGAUCUAAGAGUUUUGAAGACACCGACAGCUCACUGCAGUCCGGUCGGUUACAUCAGGCAGAAAAUCAGUUAUUUGAUCAAUAUGACGAGGCCUUUAAACAGCUUCUGAGAUCAGAUGCCCAAUCUCGACAAUAUAAUAGAGAUAACAUCAAUGUGAUGUCAGAAUUAAGUAGAAAUACUUUAGACAGUCAAAUAGAAACAAAUGAUGAUAUUUCGUUACUGGUAAAAAGACUUCUGCGAUAUAAAUUACCGAAAAGGAUCCACGUUUUGAACGAAGAGGACUUUUUAGACGUAUAACACCACGAAAAUAGACAAAUUAAUGAAAACUAGAGGCAAUCAUUUCUUAUACUCAUUCAUUUUAAUGGGAGAAAAAGUUUUGAUUAAAUGUGCUUUAUUUAAUAAAUUAUAGACUUAUUUUUUUCCAUUUAUUUAUUGUUGUUGAAAUUAUUUCGUACAUAUUUUAUUCUAUUUUAAUGGAUGUGUCACGUUGGAUCGCUAUGUUAUGCCAGCAUGUUUUUGUAUGAGUAAUAAUAAUUCAAAUGAUAUUAGCUUUUCCUGUCUGUAAGAAAUGUGUCUUAUAUGUAUAGCAUACUCGAACAUAUUCACGCCGAUAAGGAACAGUUAAGCUCGCGAGAGAUUAUUCUUUUAUUCUUAAUUAUCAUAAUCAAAAUUUUUGUCAGAUAAUAAAGAUCGAAAACUGCUGUGUAUAUUCUUUUGACUCCCUGUCAUUCUAACACAUCUGUUACAUGGUAUAAUUACUUUUCAUACUGAUGUUGUUUUUAUGUUAUUAAUAUU
Molecule: messenger RNA, 1375 nt
Organism: Ruditapes philippinarum (Manila clam)
Lineage: Eukaryota; Metazoa; Mollusca; Bivalvia; Venerida; Veneridae
Exons: 5
Coding region: 224-877 (217 amino acids)
Source: RefSeq, a predicted model, not a curated record